AUGGGAGUCUCAAGAGCAUAUUUUGCAAAAAUUGCUACUUGUGAGACUGCAAAGGAAGCUUGGGAGUCUCUAGAAACAGAGGUGUAUGGUGACGAAAAGGUACGCACUAUAAAUCUCCAAACUCUUAGAAGAGAGUUUCAAAACUUGAAGAUGAUAGAAUCUGAAAAAAUAGAUGAAUAUUGCACAAGAGUCAUGAAUAUUGUUAAUGAAAAGAGAAAUCACGGUGAUACAAUUUCUGACCAACAAGUUGUGGAAAAGAUUCUAAUUAUUGUCACAGAAAAAUAUGAGUACAUUGUUCCUAUCACAAAGGAGAUGAAAGAUCUUUCUAAGGAUCAUGAUGAUUCUUCUAUGAAGGUUGAAGAAAAAGGUGAGAAAAGUACUAGUCUUUUUUGUAAAAUUUGCAAAAGGGCUAAUCACAAUGCAGAAAAAUAUUGGCACAAAGGCAAGCCCCAAUGUAACUUUCGUAAAAUAUUUGGCCACAUUGAGAAUGAUUGUUGGCACAAGCAACAGGACCAAACAAAUUUCUGUGAAGAACAGGAGGAAGAAAUGGAAGAAAAUCUUUUCUUUGCUUCUCAAUGUGAUGUUUCAGCAAAAAGCAAUAAAUGGUAUAUUGAUAGUGGUUGUAGCAAUCACAUGACUGGAGAUGAAAAGGUUUUUCUCUCAAUUAAUAGUAGCAUCACUACUAAAGAGAGAAUGGGGAAUGGAGUCUCAGUUGAUGCAAAAGAUAAAGCUACAAUUUCGAUCAACAUAAAAAGGAGCGAUAAUUAUUGCAAGAUUUAUGAUAAAAUUGAGCCAAAUCAAGUCAUCGUUGAAGUAGAGAUGACAAAAAGAAAAUUUCCUUUACAAAUUCAGUACAAUGCAUUCAAAAUUGAAGUUGUAGAUGAUUCAUAUCUUUGGCACAAAAGUUUUUGUCACUUGAAUUUUCAUGAUUUGAAGCUUCUCAAGCAAAAAGACACGGUGCAAGGCCUUCCUGAGAUACAUACUGAGAUUAAGGUAGAGAAUACUUCUAUCAUAUCUUUAGAUGUGUCAAAUCAAGAAGAGGAUGAGAAAUAG
Solanum stenotomum is the source of this 1053-nucleotide messenger RNA. RefSeq lists its product as uncharacterized. Bases 1 to 1053 code for a protein of 350 amino acids. NCBI's taxonomy places the organism in Eukaryota, Viridiplantae, Streptophyta, Magnoliopsida, Solanales, Solanaceae. The transcript has 3 exons. The record is from RefSeq and is a predicted model, not a curated record.